This is a messenger RNA of Echinostoma caproni, 1415 nucleotides long. Lineage: Eukaryota; Metazoa; Platyhelminthes; Trematoda; Plagiorchiida; Echinostomatidae. The record is from the annotation of a GenBank genome assembly.
AUUCCCAAUGGACCAACACGAGUGUGCUCACCGUAAUCCAAGUGAAACCGUCCACCUCGACUGAUCAUCAUUCGUUGCUACUUUUAUUGCUCAUCCCAAUCCUGGUUUCUGUCUUCUUUCUCGUCCUGGGCAUUGUUCUGUGUCAGUUACAUCAAAAGCGAUUGAAGGCAGCUCUUUUCAAGCAGGCUCUGCCUUUGUCCCGCGGGAAUCGCUUGUGUACGUGCGAUACGAUGCGUCUGAAAUCGGACGGCGCACACCGAGGCUCAAUCGCCCAAUGCACGUGUGGUUAUGUGGACAGUUUGAAACAGAAUGGCGGUCUAGAUAGUCAAUUCGGUUAUCAUCCACCCGGCCUGGUACGACGUACGCCUAAGGUUGGCACCGGCUGGUUGACGCCGGAGGAGAUUGAAGGGUUGGCUUCAAAAGUGAGAAAACUGGAACUGAAAUCUCAAGGCUGUUUUGGUCAGGUUUGGCACGGUCGUUUCGCAUUGCCCACAGAGGAGCCGUCCACACCCGUUGUGUCAACCACCGACCAGGGUGCCACAUUCACCGCCUCAACUGCNGACGGUAAAUUCAUCCAAGCGGGUGAAUCUCCGUCCACUGACCCAAAGGUUGUGGAGGUUGCCGUGAAGAUUUUCCGAUCCGCCCAGAAAGAUAGUUGGCUUACUGAGCUCAGUCUGUUUCGAUUGCCCGGGCUAGCUCAUCCAAACAUACUGAAAUUUUACGGUGCAGAUCAGGUAAACGAUUACGACGGACCAGUUCCGGAUGUCCAGUACUGGCUGGUCACAGAAUAUCAUCCGCUAGGUAGCCUGUACGACUACUUACGCACCAAUACAGUCAGCUGGAGUGAACUGUUACGUGUAGCGAUUAGUGUGGCUCGCGGAUUGACCCAUUUGCAUGCCGAGACAUCACUAACCAAUGGGACAGAGAUGACCACAGUUGGUUAUCCGAAACUCAGCGUGGCGCAUCGGGAUCUGAACUCGCGUAAUGUGUUGCUCAAGUCCGAUAUGACCGCCUGUAUUGCGGAUUUCGGUUUAGCUAUUCGCUUUGAUCCGGGUCAGUUCCCGUCAGUUGCACAUCCACAGCUUGGGACUCGUCGGUACAUGGCACCGGAGGUACUAGACGGUGCGAUCCAAUUCUCACGUGAUGCUUAUCUGCGCAUCGACGUGUAUGCCAUGGGGCUCGUAUUUUGGGAGUUGAUGUCCCGCUGCACUGGCACAACCAAGCAUCCAAUCCAAGUGAACGAACCGUAUCGUGCUCCGUUCGAAUUGGAACUAGGACCGGCACCAGCAAUGGAAGAGUUGCAACUAUUUGUAGCUCAUGAGAAGCAACGUCCCUGUUUCAAUCCAGUCUGGGCUAGGGAUACGGUAUGUUUAAUUCCCUCUUUUUUGUUUCCCGAUGCAUAUGCACGCGACUGA